This is a messenger RNA of Enterospora canceri, 1695 nucleotides long. Lineage: Eukaryota; Fungi; Microsporidia; Enterocytozoonidae. The record is from the annotation of a GenBank genome assembly.
AUGAAUCUAUUUCUGCUAAUACCAGGAACACUAUCGAAAUCCGUGUGUUCUGCUGGAUCCAGCGAGUGCACCGGUAAUGAAAUGAAAAUGUGUGACAAAAGCGGCCAGUGGAUCACGAUGCCAUGUCCUGCUGGAACAAUGUGUGAAUUUAUUGGUGGUAAAGUAAGCUGUGGUCAGUCAGAUGAUGAUUCCAUCAGUGAAUCAAUGAGUUUGGAGGAUGACCUUGCUUUACUUGAAGACAAUUGGAAGAAUAACAAGAAUAUCAGCAACUUAGACGAUUUUACAAGCAAGAAUCAGCAUAAAAAGAGCAAAAAGAAAAGCCCUAAGAAAUCAAAGAACAAAUCAGCCAAAAAGCCACCUAGAAAGAAGCAGGAGGAAUCAGAUACGAAAUCUCCCAAGAAAUCAGCCCAAAAACCAAAAAAGAGCAAGAAGCCUAAGGAAUCAAAAAAGACCAAAACAGUCACAGUCUAUAGAACAGAUUCAUUACAAAACAAGCAACAAAAUGGACGCAAUUCAACUAAGAGUCAGAUGGAACCAUCCAAAACAAUUGGUGAUACUGAUAAGCUUAUCAGUACAUUAUCUGAUUUGAUCAAUAAGGCACGGGCAGUUACAAUGACAAAGACGGUCACUGAGAAAGUUGGACCAAAAGAAUUGAAAUUGGAAUACACUGGUCCAGGACAGGCACCACAGACAGCAUCACCAGAAAAACCAAAUACCAAGGGAGCAGCAUCAAGCAGUCCAGGAGCACCAGGAGCAUCAAGUAGUCCAAGUAGUCCAAGUGGAGCAAGUAGUGGCUCAGGUAGCCCUGGUAGCUCUCCUUCUUCAUCAGGCAGCUCACCAUCACCAUCACCAUCUGCUUCACCAUCGCCAUCGCCAUCUGCUUCGCCAUCACCAUCGCCAUCACCAUCACCAUCUAGUUCACCUUCUCCUCAACCAACUUCAGCUGGAAAUGCACCAUCCUCUCCUCAACAAUCUAGUUCAGCAGGUGGUGCCAAACCAUCUUCAUCACCAUCAUCACAACCAGCAUCUUCAUCACCAUCAAAUCAGCCAAAACAACCUGAUGAUAAGAAAUCAGAUGAUAAAAAGGGAUCAUCAGGUGGAUCAAUCAUAGAUAAAGAGACACUAAGUGGAGCAAUGAAGGAGUCUGGAUUCCAGCCAAAAGAUGAGUAUUUGGAUGCAAUGGUAGAUGGAGUAAACAAGGGGUUUCAGGAUAAGGCAAUGGCAUGUCAAUUCAUAGCACAAUGUGCCCAUGAAAGUGGAGGAUUCCAAUUUGUGGAAGAAAUAGAUUGUGCUGGUGAUAAAUGUGCGGGUAAAUAUGGAUCAGAUCAGGGUGCACCAGGAAAGCAGUACUAUGGUAGAGGAUUCAUUCAGCUGAGUUGGCCUGAUAACUACAAGGCAGCAUCCCAGAAAUUGUAUCAGAAUACAUCACUGUUUGAUGAUCCAGACCAGGUUGCCAAGGUCACUGAGAAGGCGUACGGGGUAUCAGAGUGGUUCUGGAAGACAAAUGUCGAAGGAAAGGAAGGAGUGGGACCAGACCACUUUGGAUACAGCACCAAGGCCAUUAAUGGAGAACUGGAAUGCAAGAACAACAACAAUAUUGAUAAGAGCAAAAAAAGAUACGAAAUCUACCAGAAAUUGGCUAAAGCAAUGAAAUUGGAAAAGGUGGCUGACGAAAAGGGAUGUUACACUGCAUAA